Peromyscus leucopus (white-footed mouse) is the source of this 2679-nucleotide messenger RNA. RefSeq names its product DEAF1 transcription factor (gene Deaf1). NCBI's taxonomy places the organism in Eukaryota, Metazoa, Chordata, Mammalia, Rodentia, Cricetidae. The coding region runs from base 1385 to 2356 and encodes 323 amino acids. Gene Ontology annotation, biological process: regulation of transcription by RNA polymerase II. Gene Ontology annotation, molecular function: DNA-binding transcription factor activity, RNA polymerase II-specific; DNA binding. Gene Ontology annotation, cellular component: nucleus. The record is from RefSeq and is a predicted model, not a curated record. The transcript is spliced from 12 exons.
CCACCUGGCUCUGCCUCCCAAGUGCUGGGAUUAAAGGCGUGCGCCACCACCACCAGGCCUUCUUGGAGCUUUUUAUACUCCUUUUUCUCCUGUGAAUUCUGGGUUGAUAAUGGGAUUUGGGGCUAUGAAGUUUUUGUCCUUUUUGCACAUAUUUUUCUGAGUUCAGGAAAGAAAUAAGAUGUCUAUGGUGACAUCAGAGAAUUGCAACUCUGGGGUGUGUGUGUGUGUGUGUGUGUGUGUGUGUGUGUGUGUGUGUGUCAGAAUUUUAGUUGUAUAUUUAUGUAUCAGAACAUUUCUACUUUUUUUGUGUAAGUUUUUGAAGUCAGAUGAUGUUCAGGUGGCUCAGUGCUAGCUGAGUUGAUGAUUUAGGUGUGUCCAUGUAUGGACUGGUAAUGGAUAUGAGCUAGACAGGUACAGGGGUGCAGGUUGGUCAGGGCUGGGUUAAUGGGGCUGGCAGGAUUCCAGUUGGCAUCUUUGGUUACUUCCCAUAUGCCAGAGGCUUCCCUGGGUAUUGGGCAUUUUAGAAUGCUGGGUGCCAGAUGGAACCUCGGAACCUCUUGUAGAGAUCGGGAAGGGCAACUGCAAGGAUACAUAGUGUCAGGCAGCAGGAUACAGAAGAACCUGGUGGUAUGUGUGGUUGGAAGUCUCAGGGCCAAGACACAUCUUUAUGGAGCUGCUCUGUGAAGUUACUGCUGAUAGACCUGUCUGCCCCAAGGUGUCAAGUUCAUGUUGCAGGCGUGGCUGUGGCAGGUUCACGUGUUUUUCAGGAGGAAGAGUUUCUGGGGAAGGAUGGCAUGGAGAUCUCAGACAGUGGACACAAGACUGUAGGAUGGCCUGAGCUAUGGCAGUGGAGAGGGGUGAGGCUGGACUGGAGUUUGCCAUGUCUUGAUCGUCAAGGAGGUGUCCCAGGCCUAAGAGACUUGCAGCUUCUUUGCAAAGGGAGAAAGAAGUGACCACAGUGACCGUGGCAAACGUGGGGUCCUCUGCAGAUAACGUCUUCACGACCUCAGUGGCAAACGCAGCAUCGAUAUCAGGACAUGUCUUGUCUGGUAGGACAGCCCUGCAGAUCGGGGACAGCCUGAACACCGAGAAAGCCACGCUAAUAGUUGUCCACACAGAUGGGAGCAUUGUGGAGACCACUGGGCUGAAGGGCCCAGCAGCACCUCUCACCCCAGGUCCUCAGUCCCCUCCUACCCCACUGGCACCUGGCCAGGAGAAAGGUGGCACCAAGUACAACUGGGACCCUUCCGUGUAUGACAGUGAGCUGCCCGUGCGCUGUCGGAACAUCAGUGGCACUCUCUACAAGAGCAGGCUCGGCUCAGGUGGGCGGGGUCGGUGUAUCAAGCAGGGAGAGAACUGGUACAGCCCAACAGAGUUUGAGGCCAUGGCAGGAAGAGCCAGUAGCAAGGACUGGAAGAGAAGCAUCCGCUAUGCGGGCAGACCCCUGCAGUGCCUCAUCCAGGAUGGUAUUUUGAACCCCCACGCUGCCUCCUGUACCUGCGCUGCCUGUUGUGACGACAUGACUCUCAGUGGCCCAGUCAGGCUCUUCGUCCCUUACAAAAGGCGCAAGAAAGAGAAUGAGCUGCCCACAACUCCAGUUAAGAAGGAUUCCCCCAAGAACAUCACGCUGCUUCCUGCCACGGCGGCCACCACCUUCACUGUGACACCCUCAGGACAGAUCACUACCUCUGGAGCACUAACCUUUGACCGAGCAUCCACUGUAGAGGCUACUGCUGUCAUCUCUGAGAGCCCAGCCCAAGGUGAUGUCUUUGCAGGAGCGACAGUGCAAGAGGCAGGUGUGCAGCCCCCCUGCAGGGUUGGCCAUCCUGAACCCCACUAUCCUGGCUAUCAGGACAGCUGCCAGAUUGCCCCGUUUCCAGAAGCUGCAUUGCCAACAUCACAUCCCAAAAUCGUCCUGACAUCCCUGCCUGCCUUGGCUGUGCCACCCUCCACCCCCACCAAAGCUGUCUCUCCCACGGUGGUCAGUGGGCUGGAGAUGUCAGACCAGCGGAGCUGGCUGUACCUGGAAGAGAUGGUCAACUCCUUGCUCAGCACAGCCCAGCAGCUGAAGACGCUGUUUGAACAAGCCAAGCAGGCGAGCUCUUGCAGGGAGGCCGCGGUGACCCAGGCGAGAAUGCAGGUUGACGCCGAGCGGAAAGAGCAGUCCUGUGUCAACUGUGGCCGGGAGGCCAUGAGCGAGUGUACCGGAUGCCACAAGGUCAACUACUGCUCCACAUUCUGCCAGCGCAAGGACUGGAAAGACCAUCAGCAUGUCUGUGGCCAGUCAACAUCUGUCACUGUCCAGGCUGAUGAAGUCCAUGUUGAAGAAAGUGUAAUAGAAAAAGUUGCUGUUUGAGCCAAGCCUCUCCCUGCUCUACUGCGAGGCCAUCACAGGCUUAGGCCCUCUGAUGACUAUGGGGGCUGCUGAGAAGUGAGGCCGUGGGAAACUUGCCGGACAAGUUACUAACAAACAGACUCUGCCCUUUGAAAGGAACUCCUGCCAGAGACCAAGGAAUGCUGGUGGGUUCAGAACGGGCCCCUGCCACAGCCCAGGGCCUCUGGCCUAUUGUGGUGCUCUUUCAUCCCUGGAUCACGAGUGUCCCGUUACCCGUGGGGGUGCCCUACGCCACGUGUACAUAUCUGUUUUAUCUGUUAAUAAAGUUGUAAAUAAAGCCCCCA